Bactrocera tryoni is the source of this 1989-nucleotide messenger RNA. RefSeq names its product FAST kinase domain-containing protein 4. NCBI's taxonomy places the organism in Eukaryota, Metazoa, Arthropoda, Insecta, Diptera, Tephritidae. Bases 149 to 1894 code for a protein of 581 amino acids. Gene Ontology annotation, biological process: regulation of mitochondrial mRNA stability. The transcript is spliced from 7 exons. The record is from RefSeq and is a predicted model, not a curated record.
UCAAAUUAGAGAUAUAUGCUUCCAUUCCUAGGAACAUAUUUUUACUUUUGACGUUUGUCUUGCGGUGUUCGUUGAUUUUCAUACACAUUUUGGAAAAUCAGGUUCUAUCGGGUAAUUACACCACAAUUAUUAAUAAGAAGUGUGAACAAUGUUGGUGUUACAACGCUUUACAGGCGGUGGUUCCGCCCAGCUUUUCCGGCGUAUACAAUAUGCAACAUAUAGUACAUCUGUAAGGAGUGCUGGCUUAACCGCAACUUCGGCAACACAAAAACCGGGUGAUAUUUCCACCCAAAAUCCAGUAGAAAAGGAGACGAGUACGUCCGGUGAUGACCACACCGACUUGAAUGCAAAAAGACCAAAAAGUUCUUUGGUUGCUGCAGCGUUUGAGUCCCUCAAAGAAGAUAGCUACACUAAGGAAAAAUCGAAAACUACUGACAGUAAAGGGAGGAACAGCCUUGACGAGCGCAUCCUUAACGCGAAAACUGUAAACGGCCUUUUAUCUGUGUCAGAAUCCAGCGGACCGCUCUCGCGUAAACAUGCUCUGAAAAUCGUCUCGACGCUAGCUGAAUGGAGCUCUAUAAAUCGUGCUAAGAUUGCGGAAUUUGAAAAUGAUGCUCGCUUUUUGCGUGUCUGUCGCGUGCUAGGGCGCACCAUGGGUAAAGACGGCAAUGCGAGUGGUGGCUCCGGAAACGAAAACAACGGUCCCAAACGUAUAUCCGGGUUUCGAACUGACGACCUUAACACUGUUUUAGGAGUUGCUGGUGAUGACGAGGCUGCCAAACUAAUUGCCAGCAUAAGUUUACCACAAAUGGUGAAGGUGAUGAGCACAUUGGCUCAACGUAAACGACGAAGUACGCCUCUAUUGCGAUCCCUUGCCUUCAAUAUAAGUAGCACAACUGAACAACUAGAUCUUAAACAGUCUGCUGAUGUGUUGUAUGCUAUGGCAACCCUAAACUUUCAAGAUUCAGUGCUAGCGGCGAAAAUUUGCUCCGAUAUACAGACUGCGUUGCCAAAAAAUACCGAAAAAUCAGCAGUUGUUGGGUCCAUUUUAACGAGCUUGGGAAUAUUAAAGUACCGCGAUUUAGACAUUAUGGAGGCUCUAACACUAUGGACACUGAAAAAUUCCGAAAUUUGUCGGCCGCAAGAUAUAAGUGCCUUGUUCAUUACAUCGGCAAUAUUAAAUUUCAAAAGUUCCUUUAUUGAUGAUGUUAGUAAAAAGUUAUCUACAUCUAUUGUAUGUGCUGAUUUUCAGAAAUGCAAUGAUUGGCUGAAUCACGUGUGGUCGCUUGCAAUGUUAGGACUUGUGAGCCACGAACAGCUGACCUCUGUUUUGAGUGCAAAUUUCGUUGAGAAACUGGAAGCGGAUCGAAAUGGUCUCUCACCUACCUCUAAAAUGAAGUUAUUAAAUUUGAAUGCAUAUGCGCAGCAUUUGGCAUGCGACUACAAAGGAACACUUCUGCCAGAAGAUAGUGCAGUUUUCCGAGUGCCACUUGCGCAUUCAAAAUCUAAACAAAUUUUAAUUAACGGGAUGUUGGAUGCAUUGAAGAGUUUGCUGCCUACCAGCAAUCAUCUGAAAAGUUUGCAUGACAGCAAAAUGGGAUUUUUAAUUGACGCACUUUGCUUAUUCGACCAUAAAAGGAAUCCAUUACCCGUAGAUAAAGAGAACCCAAAUGCAAUAAAAAUUGCGUUGAUGGUGGUCGAUUUCCACGAUGUCUGCCAUGGAACUCAUCGCUCGGCUAGCGGCAUAACGAACCUAAGCUUUGAUUUGUUGGAAAAAAGUGGAUACAAAGUCAUACCUGUGCCCUACAACGAGUUCAACACCAGUGACAAGCUGCUGAAACGGGUGCAGUAUUUGGAAGCGAAAUUUAAAGCGAUAAUCAGUAGUAAUGUUUAAGCUUUAUACUUGUUAGCCUUAUUUAACGCAAUAAGAAAGAUUAUUGUUAAUUUUGUCAAUGACUUGUCAUUAAUUAAAGAGUUAGACAAUUUUUA